AUGAAAAGCCGCAACAAUGUCCACGGCAGUGGCACAAACAACCACGACUGCAGUGCCAACAACCACAACCACAGCGCCAACAUCCACGACUGCAGCUCCAACAACCACAACAGCCGCACCAACAACAACAACGGCAGCUCCAACCACCACCACAGCCGCGUCAACAACCACCACAGCAGUUCUAACAACCACGACUGCACCUCCAACAACCACCACAGCCGCAGCAACUACAACGACAGACGAACCAACAACGACUGCAGCUCCAACAACCAUGAUCGCAGCAACAACAACCACGACAGCCGCACCGACAACCACUACAGCAGCUUCAACAACCACAACAGCCGCACCAACAACAACGACUGCAGCUGCAACAACCAUGACUGCACCUCCAACAACCACGACAACGGCACCAACAACCACGACAGCCACACCAACAACCACGACAGCCGCACCAACAACCACGACAGCGGCACCAACAACCACGACAGCCGCAACAACAACCAUGACUGCAGCUACAACAACCACGACAGCGGCACCAACAACCACGACUGCAGCUACAACAACCACGACAGCCCUACAACAACCACGGCAGCCGCACCAACAACCACGACAGCCGCACCAACAACCACGACUGCAGCUACAAUAACCACGACAGCGGCACCAACAACCACGACUGCAGCUACAACAACCACGACAGCCGCACCAACAACAACGACUGCAGCUGCAACAACCACAACUGCACCUCCAACAACCACGACAGCCGCACCAACAACCACGACUGCAGCUACAACAACCACGACAGCCGCACCAACAACCACGACAGCCGCACCAACAACCACGACUGCAGCUACAACAACCACGACAUCCGCAGCAACAACCACGACAGCCGCACCAACAACGACGACUGCAGCUACAACAACCACGACAGCCGCACCAACAACCACGACAGCUGCAACAACCACGACUGCACCUCCAACAACCACGACAGCGGCACCGACAACCACGACGGCCGCAACAACAACCACGACUGCAGCUACAACAACCACGGCAGCCGCACCAACAACCACGACAGCCGCACCAACAACCACGACUGAAGCUUCAACAACCACGACUGCACCUCUAACAACCACGACAGCUCCAACAACAACCACGACAGCCGCACCAACAACCACGACAGCCGCACCAACAACCACGACUGCAGCUACAACAACCAUGACAGCCGCACCAACAACCACGACAGCCGCACCAACAACCACGACAGCCGCACCAACAACCACGACUGCAGCUACAAUAACCACGACAGCGGCACCAACAACCACGACUGCAGCUACAACAACCACGACAGCCGCACCAACAACCACGACUGCAGCUACAACAACCACGACAUCCGCACCAACAACCACGACAGCCGCACCAACAACCACGACUGCAGCUGCAACAACCACAACUACACCUCCAACAACCACGACAGCGGCACCGACAACCACGACAGCCGCACCAACAACCACGACAGCCGCACUAACAACCACGACUGCAGUUUCAACAACCACAACUGCACCUCUAACAACCACGACAACGGCACCAACAACCACGACAGCUGUACCGACAACCACGACAGCCGCACCAACAACCACGACAGCCGCACCAACAACCACGACUUCAGCUACAACAACCACGACAGCCGCACCGACAACAACGACUGCAGUUGCAACAACCACAACUGCACCUCCAACAACCACAACAGCCGCACCAACAACCACGACAGCCGCACCAACAACCACGACUGCAACUACAACAACCACGACAGCCGCACCAACAACCACGACAGCCGCACCAACAACCACGACUGCAGCUUCAACAACCACGACUGCACCUCCAACAACCACGACUGCAACUUCAACAACCACGACUGCACCUCCAACAACCACGACUGCAGCUCCAACAACAACUACAACAGCUCCAAUAACAACCACGACAAUGCCGCACCAACAACCACGACAGCGCUACAACAACCACAACAGCGGCACCAACAACCACGACAGCCGCAACAACAACCACGACUGCAGCUACAAUAACCACGACAGCGGCACCUACAAUCACGACUGCAGCUACAACAACCACGGCAGCCGCACUAACAACCACGACUGCAGUUUCAACAACCACAACUGCACCUCUAACAACCACGACAACGGCACCAACAACCACGACAGCUGUACCGACAACCACGACAGCCGCACCAACAACCACGACUGCAGCUACAAUAACCACGACAGCGGCACCAACAACCACGACUGCAGCUACAACAACCACGACAGCCGCACCAACAACAACGACUGCAGCUGCAACAACCACAACUGCACCUCCAACAACCACGACAGCCGCACCAACAACCACGACAGCCCAACAACCACGACAGCCGCACCAACAACCACGACAGCCGCACCAACAACCACGACUGCAGCUACAAUAACCACGACAGCGGCACCAACAACCACGACUGCAGCUACAACAACCACGACAGCCGCACCAACAACCACGACUGCAGCUACAACAACCACGACCACGACAGCGGCACCAACAACCACGACUGCAGCUACAACAACCACGACAGCCGCACCAACAACCACGACUGCAGCUACAACAACCACGACAUCCGCACCAACAACCACGACAGCCGCACCAACAACCACGACUGCAGCUGCAACAACCACAACUACACCUCCAACAACCACGACAGCGGCACCGACAACCACGACAGCCGCACCAACAACCACGACAGCCGCACUAACAACCACGACUGCAGUUUCAACAACCACAACUGCACCUCUAACAACCACGACAACGGCACCAACAACCACGACAGCUGUACCGACAACCACGACAGCCGCACCAACAACCACGACAGCCGCACCAACAACCACGACUUCAGCUACAACAACCACGACAGCCGCACCGACAACAACGACUGCAGUAGCAACAACCACAACUGCACCUCCAACAACCACGACAGCCGCACCAACAACCACGACAGCCGCACCAACAACCACGACUGCAUCUUCAACAACCACGACUGCACCUCCAACAACCACGACUUCAACUUCAACAACCACGACUGCACCUCCAACAACCACGACUGCAGCUCCAACAACAACUACAACAGCUCCAAUAACAACCACGACAAUGGCACCAACAACCACAACAGCCGCACCAACUACCACGACUGCACCUUCAACAACCACGACAGCCGCUCCAACAACCACGACAGCCGCACCAACAACCACGACAGCGGCACCGAGAACCACGACAGCCGCACCAACAACCACGACAGCGGCAACAACAACAACGACUGCAGCUACAACAACCACAACAGCGGCACCAACAACCACGACUGCAGCUACAACAACCACGACAGCCGCACCAACAACAACGACUGCAGCUGCAACAACCACAACUGCACCUCCAACAACCACGACAGCCGCACCAACAACCACGACAGCCGCACCAACAACCACAACUGCAGCUACAACAACCACGACAGCCGCACCAACAACCACGACAGCCGCACCAACAACCACGACUGCAGCUACAACAACCACGACAUCCGCAGCAACAACCACGACAGCCGCACCAACAACGACGACUGCAGCUACAACAACCACGACAGCCGCACCAACAACCACGACAGCUGCAACAACCACGACUGCACCUCCAACAACCACGACAGCGGCACCGACAACCACUACGGCCGCAACAACAACCACGACUGCAGCUACAACAACCACGGCAGCCGCACCAACAACCACGACAGCCGCACCAACAACCACGACUGAAGCUUCAACAACCACGACUGCACCUCUAACAACCACGACAGCUCCAACAACAACCACGACAGCCGCACCAACAACCACGACAGCCGCACCAACAACCACGACUGCAGCUACAACAACCACGACAUCCGCAGCAACAACCACGACAGCCGCACCAACAACCACGACAGCCGCACCAACAACCACGACUGCAGCUACAAUAACCACGACAGCGGCACCAACAACCACGACUGCAGCUACAACAACCACGACAGCCGCACCAACAACCACGACUGCAGCUACAACAACCACGACAUCCGCACCAACAACCACGACAGCCGCACCAACAACCACGACUGCAGCUGCAACAACCACAACUACACCUCCAACAACCACGACAGCGGCACCGACAACCACGACAGCCGCACCAACAACCACGACAGCCGCACUAACAACCACGACUGCAGUUUCAACAACCACAACUGCACCUCUAACAACCACGACAACGGCACCAACAACCACGACAGCUGUACCGACAACCACGACAGCCGCACCAACAACCACGACAGCCGCACCAACAACCACGACUUCAGCUACAACAACCACGACAGCCGCACCGACAACAACGACUGCAGUAGCAACAACCACAACUGCACCUCCAACAACCACGACAGCCGCACCAACAACCACGACAGCCGCACCAACAACCACCGCACCAACUACCACGACUGCACCUUCAACAACCACGACAGCCGCUCCAACAACCACGACAGCCGCACCAACAACCACGACAGCGGCACCGAGAACCACGACAGCCGCACCAACAACCACGACAGCGGCAACAACAACAACGACUGCAGCUACAACAACCACAACAGCGGCACCAACAACCACGACUGCAGCUACAACAACCACGACAGCCGCACCAACAACAACGACUGCAGCUGCAACAACCACAACUGCACCUCCAACAACCACGACAGCCGCACCAACAACCACGACAGCCGCACCAACAACCACAACUGCAGCUACAACAACCACGACAGCCGCACCAACAACCACGACAGCCGCACCAACAACCACGACUGCAGCUACAACAACCACGACAUCCGCAGCAACAACCACGACAGCCGCACCAACAACGACGACUGCAGCUACAACAACCACGACAGCCGCACCAACAACCACGACAGCUGCAACAACCACGACUGCACCUCCAACAACCACGACAGCGGCACCGACAACCACUACGGCCGCAACAACAACCACGACUGCAGCUACAACAACCACGGCAGCCGCACCAACAACCACGACAGCCGCACCAACAACCACGACUGAAGCUUCAACAACCACGACUGCACCUCUAACAACCACGACAGCUCCAACAACAACCACGACAGCCGCACCAACAACCACGACAGCCGCACCAACAACCACGACUGCAGCUACAACAACCACGACAGCCGCACCAACAACCACGACAGCCGCACCAACAACCACGACAGCCGCACCAACAACCACGACUGCAGCUACAAUAACCACGACAGCGGCACCAACAACCACGACUGCAGCUACAACAACCACGACAGCCGCACCAACAACCACGACUGCAGCUACAACAACCACGACAUCCGCACCAACAACCACGACAGCCGCACCAACAACCACGACUGCAGCUGCAACAACCACAACUACACCUCCAACAACCACGACAGCGGCACCGACAACCACGACAGCCGCACCAACAACCACGACAGCCGCACUAACAACCACGACUGCAGUUUCAACAACCACAACUGCACCUCUAACAACCACGACAGCUCCAACAACAACCACAACAGCUCCAAUAACAACCACAACAAUGGCAACAACAACCACAACAGCCGCACCAACAACCACGACUGCAGCUACAACAACCACGACAGCCGCACCAACAACCACGACUUCAGCUGCAACAACCACAACUGCACCUCCAACAACCACGACAGCGGCACCAACAACCACGACUGCAGCUACAACAACCACGACAGCAGCACCAACAACCACGACUGCAGCUACAACAACCACGACAUCCGCACCAACAACCACGACAGCCGCACCAACAACCACGACUGCAGCUGCAACAACCACAACUGCACCUCCAACAACCACGACAGCGGCACCGACAACCACGACAACGACAGCCGCACCAACAACCAUGACUGCAGCUACAACAACCACGACAGCCGCACCAACAACCACGACUGCAGCUACAACAACCACGACAGCUGCACCAAUAACCACGACAGCCGCACCAACAACCACGACAGCGGCAACAACAACCACGACUGCAGCUUCAACAACCACGACUGCACCUCCAACAACCACGACAGCUCCAACAACAACCACAACAGCUCCAGUAACAACCACGACAAUGGCACCAACAACCACAACAGCGGCACCACCUACCACGACUGCACCUUCAACAACCAUGACAGCCGCACCAACAACCACGACAGCGGCACCGACAACCACGACAGCCGCACCAACAACCACGACUGCAGCUACAAUAACCACGACAGCCGCACCAACAACCACAACUGCAGCUACAACAACCACGACAGCCGCACCAACAACCACGACAGCCACACCAACAACCACGACUGCAGCUACAACAACCACGACAGCCGCACCAACAACCUACAACAACCACAACAGCGGCACCAACAACCACGACAGCCGCACCAACAACCACGACUGCAGCUUCAAUAACCACGACAGCGGUACCUACAAUCACGACUGCAGCUACAACAACCACGGCAGCCGCACCAACAACCACGACAGCCGCACCAACAACCACGACUGCAGCUACAAUAACCACGACAGCGCUGCAACAACCACAACUGCACCUCCAACAACCACGACAGCCGCACCAACAACCACGACAGCCGCACCAACAACCACGACUGCAGCUACAACAACCACGACAGCCGCACCAACAACCACGACAGCCGCACCAACAACCACGACUGCAGCUACAACAACCACGACAUCCGCAGCAACAACCACGACAGCCGCACCCACAACGACGACUGCAGCUACAACAACCACGACAGCCGCACCAACAACUACGACAUCUGCAACAACCACGACUGCACCUCCAACAACCACGACAGCGGCACCGACAACCACUACGGCCGCAACAACAACCACGACUGCAGCUACAACAACCACGACUGAAGCUUCAACAACCACGACUGCACCUCUAACAACCACGACAGCUCCAACAACAACCACAACAGCCGCACCAACAACCACGACAGCCGCACCAACAACCACGACUGCAGCUACAACAACCACGACAGCCGCACCAACAACCACGACAGCGGCACCAACAACCACGACAGCCGCACCAACAACCACGACUGCAGCUACAAUAACCACGACAGCGGCACCAACAAGCACGACUGCAGCUACAACAACCACGACAGCCGCACCAACAACCACGACUGCAGCUACAACAACCACGACAUCCGCACCAACAACCACGACAGCCGCACCAACAACCACGACUGCAGCUGCAACAACCACAACUACACCUCCAACAACCACGACAGCCGCACCAACAACCACGACAGCCGCACUAACAACCACGACUGCAGUUUCAACAACCACAACUGCACCUCUAACAACCACGACAGCUCCAACAACAACCACAACAGCUCCAAUAACAACCACAACAAUGGCAACAACAACCACAACAGCCGCACCAACAACCACGACUGCAGCUACAACAACCACGACAGCCGCACCAACAACCACAACUUCAGCUGCAACAACCACAACUGCACCUCCAACAACCCGGCAACAACAACCACGACUGCAGCUUCAACAACCACGACUGCACCUCCAACAACCACGACAGCUCCAACAACAACCACAACAGCUCCACUACAACAACCACGACAGCCGCACCAACAACCACGACUGCAGCUACAACAACCACGACAGCUGCACCAAUAACCACGACAGCCGCACCAACAACCACGACAGCGACAACAACAACCACGACUGCAGCUUCAACAACCACGACUGCACCUCCAACAACCACGACAGCUCCAACAACAACCACAACAGCUCCAGUAACAACCACGACAAUGGCACCAACAACCACAACAGCCGCACCACCUACCACGACUGCACCUUCAACAACCAUGACAGCCGCACCAACAACCACGACAGCCGCACCAACAACCACGACAGCCGCACUAACAACCACGACUCUACAACAACCACGACAGCCGCACCAACAACCAUGACUGCAGCUACAACAACCACGACAGCUGCACCAAUAACCACGACAGCCGCCUGCAACAACCACAACUGCACCUCCAACAACCACGACAGCUCCAACAACAACCACAACAGCUCCAAUAACAACGACGACAAUGGCACCAACAACCACAACAACCGCACCACCUACCACGACUGCACCUUCAACAACCACGACAGCCGCACCAACAACCACGACAGCCGCACCAACAACCACGACAGCGGCACCGACAACCACUACAGCCGCACCAACAACCACGACAGCCGCAACAACAACCACGACUGCAGCUACAACAACCACGACUGCAGCUACAACAACCACGACAGCCGCACCGACAACCACGACAGCCGCACCAACAGCAACGACUGCAGCUGCAACAACCACAACUGCACCUCCAACAACCACGACAGCGGCACCGACAACCACGACUGCAGCUACAACAACCACGGCAGCCGCACCAACGACCACGACAGCCACACCAACAACCACGACUGCAGCUUCAACAACCACGACUGCAGCUUCAACAACCACGACUGCACCUCCAACAACCACGACAGCUCCAACAACAACCACAACAGCUCCAAAAACAACCACGACAAUGGCACCAACAACCACAAAAGCCGCACCAACUACCACGACUGCACCAACAACAACCACGACACGGCACCGACAACCACGACAGCUGCACCAACAACCACGACUACAGCUACAAUAACCACGACAGCGGCACCAACAACCACGACUGCAGCUACAACAACCACGACAGCCGCACCAACAACUACGACAGCCGCACCAACAACCACGACAGCCGCACCGACAACCACAACAGCGGCACCAACAACCACGACAGCGGCAUCAACAACCACGACUGCAACUACAACAACCACGACAGCCGCACCAACUACCACGACAAACGAACCAACCACGACUGCAGCUACAACAACCACGACAGCCGCACCAACAACAACGACUGCAGUUGCAACAACCACAACUGCACCUCCAACAACCACUACAGCGGCACCGACAACCACAACAGCCGCACCGACAACCACGACUGCAGCUACAACAACCACGACAGCCGCACCAACAACCAUGACUGCAGCUACAACAACCACGACUGCACCAACAACCACGACAGCCCGCAUCAACAAACACGACUGCAGCUACAACAACGACGACAGCGGCACCAAUGACCACGACAGCCGCAUCAACAACCACGACUGCAGCUUCGACGACCACGACAUCCGCAUCAACAACCACGACUGCAGCUCCAACAACCACGACAGCGGCACCAACAACCACAACAGCUCCAAUAACAACCACGACAAUGGCACCAACAACCACGACAGCCGCACCAACUACCACGACAACCUCACCAACAACGACUGCAGCUCCAACAUCCACAACAGACGCUCCAACAACCACGACAGCCGCACCAACGACCACGACAGCCGCAUCAACAACCACGACUGCAGCUACAACGACCACGACAGCCGCAACAACAACCACGACUGCAGCUCCAACACCCACGACAGCGGCGCCAACGACCACGACAUCCACACCAACUACUACGACAACCGCACGAACAACGACUGCAGCUCCAACAACAACAACGGCAGCUCCAACCACCACCACAGCCGCGCCAACAACAACCACAGCAGUUCCAACAAUCACAACUGCACCUCCAACAACCACGACAGCCACAACAACAACCACGACAACUCCAACAACAACCACGACAGCCGCAACAACUACCACGACAGCCGCACCAACAACCACGACAGCCGCACCAACUACCACGACAAACGAACCAACAACGACUGCAGCUCCAACAACCACGACAGCCGCACCAACAACCAAGACUGCAGCUCCAACAACCACGACAGCCCGGCACCAACAACCACAACAGCUCCAAUAACAACCACCACAAUCUCCAACAACUACCACGACAACCACUCCAACAACGACUGUAGCUCCAACAACCACAACAGCCUCACCAACAACAACAACCGCAGCUCCAACAACCACCACAGCCGCGCCAACAUCCACGACUGCAGCUCCUACAACCACAACUUCACCUCCAACAACCACGACUGCAGCUCCAACAACAACAACAGCCACUCAGACAACCACAACAGCAGCACCAACAACCACGACGGCUGCACCAACAACCACGACCGCACCUCCAACAUCCACAACCUCAGUUCCAACAACCACAACUGCAGCUCCAACAACCACGACUGCAGUACCAACAACCACAACUGCAGCUCCAGUGACCGCAGCUCCAACAUCAACGACUGCAACUCCAACAACCACAACUGCAGCUCCAACGACCACAACAGCCGCACCAACAACAACAACCGCAGCUCCAACACCAACAACCGCAACUCCAACAACCACGACUAUAGCGUCAACAACAACGACCGGACCUCCAACAUCCACGACUGCAGCUCCAACAGCCACAACUGCAUCUCCAUUAACCACAACUGCAGCUCCAACAACCACCACUUCCCCUCAUACCACCACCACCACCACGGCUCCUCCGACAAUAACCACCACUUCAACACCAACCACAAGCACGGCUCCUCCGACAACAACCACUACUGCCCAACAAACCACCUCCACCACCACUCCUCCAACAAUAACCACCACUGCCCCAUCAACCACCAUCACAACAACAACAACGGCAGUGGCGGUAGUUCGUGCACCAGUUGUUGUUCUUGCAGCAGUUUUGGUUACACCCUUUGUGCCUCAACUCGAAGAUAG
Molecule: messenger RNA, 10884 nt
Organism: Pelmatolapia mariae (spotted tilapia)
Lineage: Eukaryota; Metazoa; Chordata; Actinopteri; Cichliformes; Cichlidae
Product: mucin-2-like
Exons: 20
Coding region: 1-10884 (3627 amino acids)
Source: RefSeq, a predicted model, not a curated record